GGCACUUUAAUUAGUGCGAGUAUUCCAGUCGAGAAGCAAACACCGUAUAGAGGAAUGGUAAAAGGAGAAUGUACCCAAAACGUGCUUGCGAUAUGUGAUUGGGAUAUGUACUUUUUUGUAUGUAAUGGUUGGAUGGGAAGGCACUGCUCAUGACUCGAGAGUGUUGAUCGAGGCAGUGCGUGAUCCAUCUUUCAAGUUUCCUUUACCUCCACCAGACAAAUACUAUCUAUGUGAUGUUGCAUACUCUCAUACACAGGGUUUUAUACAUCCAUAUCGCAACAUAAGGUAUUGGAUAGGUGAUUACCGAAGAGUACCUCCUACAGCAAAAGAGGAGAAGUUUAAUCAAGCCCAUGCUCGAUUGAGGAAUGUGAUUGAGACAACAUUCGGGGUAUUGAAAGUGGAAGUCGAAGUGGAAGCGGAAACAGAAGAAAAUGCACCUCGUCUGUUUGGACGACAAGAGCAGAUAUAUAUGAACAACUUACGUGAUGAGAUAGCUAGUCUCUUUUAG
Papaver somniferum (opium poppy) is the source of this 508-nucleotide messenger RNA. RefSeq lists its product as uncharacterized. The coding region runs from base 125 to 508 and encodes 127 amino acids. NCBI's taxonomy places the organism in Eukaryota, Viridiplantae, Streptophyta, Magnoliopsida, Ranunculales, Papaveraceae. The record is from RefSeq and is a predicted model, not a curated record. The transcript is spliced from 3 exons.